AUGUUGCGCACCUCCUUAAUCCGAAGCUCGCGCGGAGCAGCAGUCGUACGAUCGACCCCAACCGCGAUGGUCCAAAGGCGACAGGCACAUGCGAUCUCCAAUCCUACGCUGGCGAAUAUCGAGAAGAGAUGGGAGGCCAUGCCACCACAAGAGCAGGCUGAGCUGUGGAUGUCCUUGAGGGAUCGCAUGAAGGUCAACUGGGCAGAGUUGACUCUGCAGGAGAAGAAAGCCGCAUACUACAUUGCAUUCGGCGCCCACGGUCCUCGCGCUGCCACACCACCAGGAGAGGCAUGGAAAGUUCUUGGAUAUACUGGUGUUGGUAUUGCUGUCAGCUUCGUCAUUUUCGUUCUUAUCCGUAUGGGAUCUAAUGGUCCUGCCACAACAAUGACCAAAGAGUACCAGGAGGCAACGAACGAGUACCUCAAGUCACAAAACGCCGAGCCAAUCUCCGGUAUCUCCUCCGAAGGCUAUUCGGGCAAAGGCCAAGUGCAAUCCCCACCAAAGCGAACCUAG
This is a messenger RNA of Glarea lozoyensis ATCC 20868, 513 nucleotides long. RefSeq names its product Mitochondrial cytochrome c oxidase subunit IV. The coding region runs from base 1 to 513 and encodes 170 amino acids. Gene Ontology annotation, biological process: mitochondrial electron transport, cytochrome c to oxygen. The record is from RefSeq and is a predicted model, not a curated record. NCBI's taxonomy places the organism in Eukaryota, Fungi, Ascomycota, Leotiomycetes, Helotiales, Helotiaceae. The transcript has 3 exons.